AUUAGAGUAGAAAAAGCGUGCAACAAAGUAAAAACAAUCUUUUCUUGUGGACUUUGAAAUUCCCACACGUCAAAACCCUAAAAUUUCCUCAAAAGCUCAUCCCCACAAUUUCAUUUCAAUGCGAACCGUAACUGUAAAACCCUAAUUCCCCCUUCUGUCACAAUCUGAGCGGAAUCAUUAUGGCACCCGGUCUCAGAACGACUUCCGGCGCCCCUCCCUCUUCCCGCAAGCGCCACCUCUCCGAUUGCGCUAAGCCCAAAACUCCAACGCCGUUGGAUCUCUCUUCCCCUAAAAAGACCCGGGACCUCCCCAACUUGACAGAAUGCCAAGCCUGCGGAUCCCGAACCGACACCGCCAACGGCAAGAACCGAAUUCAAACGCUUUACAGCGAGUGGCGCAUUGUUCUCCUCUGCUCUAGAUGUUCUCAUCGCGUUGACUCAUCCGAAAUCUGCUCUUAUUGUUUUAAAGAAGCCUCCGAAGAUUGCUUUUCUUGUGGCCAAUGUAAGCGUUCCCUUCACAAAACUUGUUUUUUAGAUUACAAAUCUGUUCCGCCGUGGUCCUUCUCUAUUUGCGGUUCGGAAUUUACGGUUUGCAUCGAUUGUUGGGUCCCCAAACAGAUUGCUCGUAAAAGGGGUAAUUUCAGGCGCAAUAAAAAAGCCAGGAAUUCUAGCAUUUUGGAUAAUAGGGACGGUGGGGGGGCUAAAUUGUUGGAAUCUGUAGUGAAAGAUGCGAAUUGUGCGAUGGGGAAGAAGGUUGAGGCAGCAGUUAAGGCUAGGGAGAUGGCGGUUAAGAAAGCCAUUGUGGCCAAGCGGGCUGUGGAAUUGGCGAGUAAUGCAUUGGAAGAGUGUGAUGAUGCUGAAUUGGCGUUUCGGUUGCAUAGGGCAAUGAAUAGUUCGCCUAGGAUUUCAAAGAAUAGAAUAUUGGGUGAUCAAAAUGGUUUGGAGCCAUUGAUUGCUGGUAAUAGGGCUUUCAGUGGCUUGAAACCAACUGAGAUAGUUUAUGCACGGCGUAGUAAGAAUCCAACUCAGAUAGUUUAUGCUUGCUGUAGAAAUGAACCAACUGAGAAGGUUUAUCUAGGGCGCAGAAAGAAACCAACUAAGUUAGUUUAUAAACGGCGCAGAAAGCACAGCGAAUGCAAGGAAGAGUGUGGUGUUGAAAUAGGAAUGAAGGAGAGAGAGGAGAACUGUUCUAGUUUGUUGUUGAACUCAAGCGGGUUUCAUAGUGGCAUGAAAUCUGAGUCUAAACCUUGUAAUUACCAAGAUGACUGUACUGUCUUUAAAGAUACACGGUCUGAUGUGAAACUUGUUCAUUAUUUGUUAACAUACAGUAGGAAGAAAUCAAACCCAAAGGAAACUCCAAAUGGCAAAAUUAAGUCCCUAUCUGAAGGAUAUAACCUUGAAAGUCAGAUUACAGCUCCUCAACUGCCAGAAUCCCUAAUGAUCUCGACUUCUACACUCCAGCAUUGUGAUAUUCCUCAUCAAGCUGCAGCCGGUGCAAGUGACUCGUAGACUGAAGAAGCAUUCUUUUCCUUGGAUUGGGUUGUGGAUAAUUUGUCUGGGAUGCUUUGAGGAUGCUCUGCAGAGUAGCUGGUGUAUAUAAUUGCAAGCCAGUUGAGGAAAAAGUGCUGCCGAAGAUAAUCUUACAACUUUUGGAGGUUCCUGGUUGCAACUUAAAAAGUCUCAUGGUCAUGGGAAUAUCCACAUAUUGGAUGGUAGUUCUACUGAUGAUGAUCCUUGGAUUAUUGACAAGCUAAAUUGAAGCAAUACCUCACAUGGUGAUAGCCAUUUGAAGAUGAUUUACUCUUUGCAACAAAGCACUUGAUUAUAAUCUGUCAUGGACUAUUGCCCCCUGAAGACUAAUGGAAUUGCUGCAAAAUGUAUUGUUCACCAGUGCUCAGUAAGAGACUUUUUUGUUGCAAUGAAUGUGAUCUUGGUGACCAAGCACAAAGCAUAAGGUUCAGUGUUGAAGGUGGUGACAUCAUGCAAAACUGCUAAAUGGAAGGACUUGAUCUAGAUCAUUUCUUGAGAAUCUUGGUUAGGCAAGUUCCCUUUUUGGUUCAUCUUGACUCAUUUAACAGUUUUUGGUUAAAUUUUAAUGUUAGACAACACUUCACUUCUUAUCAAAUGAAGCUUUUUGGAAAUUUUACUAGAGGAUGUUUUAAUAUUGAGUGCAUCAUGUUUUUGUCUUAAGAUUUGUUCCAUUGCCUGUAAUGAUAAUAAACAUUUGUCCUAAUGCGAAAUUUGUUUUCAACAUUUUCCAUUUUCCAAAUUUUAUCUGUUUCAUCAACUCUUGUAAAA
Messenger RNA from Theobroma umbraticum, 2297 nucleotides. RefSeq lists its product as uncharacterized. NCBI's taxonomy places the organism in Eukaryota, Viridiplantae, Streptophyta, Magnoliopsida, Malvales, Malvaceae. The record is from RefSeq and is a predicted model, not a curated record.